GUGGCACUUUUCAAUAUGGCGUUCGUUAGUGACUGUGCAAUCGUAUUUUUUUCACAACUACUUUUCUUUGGAAUUGGUUGGAUAUUUUUCAUGAGAAGACUUUUUAGAAACUACGAAGUUCAUCAUUUAGCUGUUCAGAUCGUAUUUUCUAUAACUUUUGCCUUGUCUUGCACUAUGUUCGAACUUAUAAUUUUCGAAAUUCUUGGAAUCUUGGACAAAAACUCAAGAUACUUUCAUUGGAAAGUCGGUAUAUUUUCAAUGCUUUUCACUCUUAUAUUUCUUCUUCCGUUUUACAUAUCAUAUUUCUUAGUCAAGACAAUUCGUCUCGUGAACAACAGAGCCACAGUUCUCUUUCUUGCUGUAGGAUUUUGGCUGGCCUUUUUGUACAUGUUUUGGAAAAUUGGAAAUCCUUUUCCUAUAUUGAACCCAAGACACGGGAUCUUCUCAAUUGAGCAAGGUAUAAGUCGUGUAGGAGUGAUAGGAGUCACUGUGAUGGCAAUUCUUUCAGGUUUUGGAGCAGUUAACUGUCCAUAUACUUAUAUGACAUUUUUCAUGAGGCAUGUGAGCAAUUCUGACAUUCAAUCCCUGGAAAAAAGGCUUACACAAACUAUGGAUAUGAUCCUGAGCAAGAAAAAACGUAUAGCUUUGGCUAGGAGAGAAAGUCGUAGAUUUGCUGCUUCGUCACAACUAAAAUCAGGAAUUUGGGGAAUGUUCAGCACAGCCACAAGUAGCACAGAAAAUACAUCUCAUCUUCAAGCGGAAGUAGAUGCUAUGGAAGAAUUAAGUCGUCAGCUAUUCCUGGAAAUUGUAGACCUUCACUGCACUAGGCAAAGAAUGGAGUUUUCCAAGACAUUGCAGGGAAAAUACUUUGAUUUUUUAGGACAUAUUUUUUCUGGUUACUGUAUCUGGAAGAUUUUCAUCUCCACAGUUAACAUUAUAUUUGACCGUGUAGGAAAGACAGAUCCUGUUACAAGGGGAAUUGAAAUCACAGUCAAGUACUUUGGAAUGCAGUUUGAUGUGCUGUUUUGGUCACAGCAUAUUUCAUUCUUUUUGAUAGGAAUUCUAAUUGUUACCUCAAUUCGUGGCUUACUUAUAACAUUUACAAAGUUUUUUAAUGCCAUGGCUAGUAGUAAGUCAUCUAACAUCAUAGUAUUGGUGCUUGCAGAAAUCAUGGGGAUGUAUUUUGUCUCAUCAGUGCUGCUUAUGAGAAUGAACAUGCCUGUUGCAUAUCGAGAAAUCAUUACAGAAGUCCUAGGCUUGUUGCAGUUCAAUUUCUAUCAUAGAUGGUUUGAUGUAAUAUUUCUUGUUAGUGCUUUGUCAAGUAUUGGAUUUCUUUACUUGGCACACAAGCAGGCACCAGAAAAACACAUGGAUAAUAGCUAUUUUUAGAUUUUCUAUAAAGCAUAGUUAAGAAAGUUAAUAAUUUCUGAUGAUUGCUGUAAUACAUGUAGAAUAGACUAAAUCAGAAUGUAAAAAAAGUAUAGGGUAGACCUUAAUUGUACUCAUGGGUCAAUAGCCCAUUAGGCUUCAUGUGACGUAUGAAGUUGAUAUACUAGUGUGAAACAAACUGAAACAUACCUAGUCUAUUUGUAUCAAAACAACUCGGGCCCUGAGAUCAAAGUUUUGAAUGUCUUCGUUGUCAAGAAAAACCUCUUAAAACAAAAUUAAUGUUUAUCAAAUUCAAAGAACACUAUUUGAAUGCAUUUGAAGUUCAAAAAUGAUGCUAAAACGAGUUUUGAUCUUUCAUGAAAUUUUCUUUUCUUGGAAUUUAAUUGAUCAAUGAUUUCACUUUAUGUUUUGAUCUACGUAUGAAAUUGUAUCAAAACAACUGGAAAGAUUUCCGAGUGAAGAGUGCUGUCUCCAAAAACGUUUUGAGUUAAAUAACUCAAACACCAUUUUUCGUAUCAUUCUUGAACAACUCAAAAAUUUGCAUUAAUUCAUAUUUGAACCCAAGAAGACUGAUUAGAGAAGGUCAGGGAUGCUUGUUGUACCUUAGAGUUCCAGAUCUGCAAUUUGGUGCCUCAGGGAGUCACAAAUCUAAAAGGAUUAGCAGAGAGUAAGCCAGUACCUCUUAUUGUGGUAUUGUAACAAAAAAAUACCUGAGAUUAUUUGAAUAUUCAGAAUAUUUAUUUUCAGUUCUGACUUCUGUCACUUAGAUCAUAGGUAAUUGGUACCUUUUAGGGAUAAAAAUCGUUAGUUCCCACAUGAAAUUGCACAGGACUCGGGGUACCUCUUAGGGGUCAUUUUUUCAAAAUAUCCAAUGAGAAUCCCUACCCUUCUACAUAUAGAAGUCCCCUCCCCCCGACAAUCCAAAAGAAAUAAUAAUGUGAAUAUAGGUUAUACAAAUGUGCAAUAAAAAACAUUUGUUAAUAA
This is a messenger RNA of Actinia tenebrosa (Australian red waratah sea anemone), 2373 nucleotides long. RefSeq names its product Golgi pH regulator. Lineage: Eukaryota; Metazoa; Cnidaria; Anthozoa; Actiniaria; Actiniidae. Gene Ontology annotation, cellular component: membrane. The record is from RefSeq and is a predicted model, not a curated record.